Messenger RNA from Acaulospora morrowiae, 233 nucleotides. NCBI's taxonomy places the organism in Eukaryota, Fungi, Glomeromycota, Glomeromycetes, Diversisporales, Acaulosporaceae. The record is from the annotation of a GenBank genome assembly.
AUAAUGGAAGUGAAAUUGAAGCCUUGAAUAAUGCAGCAAUUAAUGCUCUUGAAUGGAAAGCUGACAAGCCAUCUGACUUUAAUAUAAAAGGUAUCUCUAAACAUAGCACUGAAUCAUUGGGAUGGUUUAUAGACAUACCAGUCAAUAUAAAGAAUAAGAAUAAUAAAACUAUUAUAGCUACUGGAAAUUUUACAUGUAUUGAUAAUGAUAAACCUGAACUAAUAGCUUUUUAA